This is a messenger RNA of Cottoperca gobio, 1399 nucleotides long. RefSeq names its product beta-1,3-galactosyltransferase 5-like. Gene Ontology annotation, cellular component: Golgi membrane. Bases 179 to 1306 code for a protein of 375 amino acids. The transcript is spliced from 3 exons. The record is from RefSeq and is a predicted model, not a curated record. Gene Ontology annotation, molecular function: N-acetyl-beta-D-glucosaminide beta-(1,3)-galactosyltransferase activity. Gene Ontology annotation, biological process: protein O-linked glycosylation. Lineage: Eukaryota; Metazoa; Chordata; Actinopteri; Perciformes; Bovichtidae.
UGUCUUGUGCUGCCACUGGUACAUCAUAAAUCCCUGCCAGCAGUCGUCCUGUUAAUUCAGCACCAACGCUCUGCAGUUAUUAGUGACACCUGAAAAUGCCAUCAUCUGUCUUUAGACACUGAAACCGUGUCCGUCCCUCCAGCAAGCGUUCUCACGUCACAGCUCAUGAGGGCUGAAUAUGACACCACAUAUAGAAGGUCUCAGUACUCAGGUGUGCUCAGUCCCCUCUUGUGUGUCCAGGCUGCAGCUUGUUGUGGAAACACAGAUGAUAACGAAAUCUACAGACACAAACCGACAAAUUUUAAUGGCUACCAACGGGAGACUCUUAAAACACAUCUGGAUCUGCACGCUGGGACCAUUGACCAUCUUCCUCAUCUACCUGGAGUGUGCCUGGGACUUGGUGAGCAGCGAUGUUCCAGCACCAGUCUCGUCAUCAUCAGCAAGGUCACCGUGGAGGGACCCCGGGCCAUAUCACGUGGCAUAUCCACGAAACUACAAAUUCAUCAUGGAUGACACGCCAACGUGUAAGACGACGACUCCUUUCCUGGUCCUGAUGGUUCCGGUCGCACCCAGUAACGUGGCGGCUCGGGACACCAUCCGGAAGACGUGGGGGAAUGAGAAAGUGGUCCUGGGUCAGCUGAUCGAGACUAUCUUCGUACUGGGUCUACCCGGCGGAGCGGAUGCUGAGCAGCAGCAGGAGAAACUCAAACAGGAGAACCUGCAGCACCGUGACCUGAUCCAGAGCAACUUCAAGGACAGCUACCACAAUCUGACCAUCAAGACUCUGGUGAUGCUGGAGUGGCUGGAUGCUCACUGCCACAAGACUUCCUACGUGCUGAAGAUCGACUCCGAUAUGUUUCUGCAUGUCCAGAAUUUGGUGAAACUGUUGCUGGAUCCCGGCACGGCCAAACAAAACUACAUGUCAGGUUUGGUGUGGUGGCACAGCCCGGUUCUAAGAAACCCAUUCAACAAGUUCUACAUGCCGAGGAACGUGGUUGCUGAGUUGGAGUACCCUCCAUAUCCUCUGGGCAUGGCCUACGUCAUGUCCCUGGACCUGCCCGCCAAGAUCCUGGCGGUCUCCCCUCAGAUCAGACCCAUCUUCAUUGAAGAUGCCUACCUGGGCAUGUGCCUCAAACUCCUGGGCGUUUCCCCCAGCGACCCUCCUGAAGACUCCAUGUUUGUUGUGGCUCCGACACAUCCUCUGAGCAACUGCAGCCUCUCACACGUCAUCGCUGUGACCACGACGAGCGUCCUGCAGAUGAGCAGUUACUGGCUGAGAAGCAGGACGCCAGAAGCUGAAUGUUGAACUCUGACGUCUGAAUGAGGAAAUGUGACACAUUAUUACAUCACACAUGGCGUCAAUGCAAUAAAUCAUCUCUGAAUAAAAACACAAACUUCA